This is a messenger RNA of Limanda limanda (common dab), 5088 nucleotides long. RefSeq names its product regulating synaptic membrane exocytosis 2a (gene rims2a). The coding region runs from base 1 to 5088 and encodes 1695 amino acids. The transcript is spliced from 32 exons. Gene Ontology annotation, cellular component: cytoskeleton of presynaptic active zone; presynaptic membrane. NCBI's taxonomy places the organism in Eukaryota, Metazoa, Chordata, Actinopteri, Pleuronectiformes, Pleuronectidae. Gene Ontology annotation, biological process: positive regulation of synaptic transmission; regulation of membrane potential; calcium ion-regulated exocytosis of neurotransmitter. Gene Ontology annotation, molecular function: transmembrane transporter binding; small GTPase binding. The record is from RefSeq and is a predicted model, not a curated record.
AUGUCUGCUCCACACGGGCCCCGGGGCGGCCCUGGCCCUGCUGCUGCUGCUGCUCCUCCUGCUGCCUCAGCGGCCGGCGCCAUGCCGGAGAUGCCGGACCUCAGCCACCUCACCGAGGAUGAGAGGAAGAUCAUCCUCGGUGUCAUGGACCGACAGAAGAAGGAGGAAGCUAAGGAACAGUCGAUGUUGAAGAUCAAAGAAGAACCAAAGCCUCAGCCGGCACAGUGGUUUCCCUUUAGUGGGAUCACUGAGCUGGUAAAUAACGUUCUUCAGCCCCAGCAAAAGUCCCAAAAUGACAAGGAGCCAGAGCCAGACGCGAAGUUGCACCAGCAGUUUGAAUCGUAUAAGGACCAGGUUAAGAAGAUGGGAGAUGAGACGAAGCCGGCUCAGGAUCAGAAGAGCGAAGCCCCAACCUGUGGGAUAUGCCACAAAACCAAGUUUGCCGAUGGCUGUGGCCACCUCUGUUCAUAUUGCCAAACGAAAUUCUGUGCUCGGUGCGGAGGACGGGUGUCUCUGCGGUCAAAUAAGGAGGACAAAGUGGUAAUGUGGGUAUGCAACUUGUGCCGAAAACAACAAGAAAUCCUCACCAAGUCGGGGGCGUGGUUCUACAGCUCGGAAGCCGGUCAGGUGCGGGGUGUGUUUGAGGGCGGGCCACAGGGGAAGAAGGCCAAACUGCAGGACCCGUCCCUGUACCCCUACCAGGGAGCCCCAGGGGACUUGAAACCAGCGUCAGACAGAAGCAGACCACGUGGUGGGCUCCUGCCCAGACAGGGGUCCCUUGACAACGGUGCGGGGCUGAGGUACUCGGGACCAGGAGACGAACCCAUAGAAAGGAAACAAAGCCCAUCUGCAUCCAGGGAGCCAAACCAAAAAUACGACCAAAGGGAGGGGGGUGACCACUCACAGUAUGCCCCGACGGACGGCGGCAUGCCCAGAUCACCGUCCGACUAUGGGGAUGGGGACCCUCGGCGGGCUCCGCGGGGCCCACACAUGUACUCAGAUGCGGAUGCGGCACGGACAAGCUACCGGGACCGGCGUGGCCCUGGACGCUGGCACUCCCAAGAAUACCCCCUGGACCAGGAGCUAGAUGGACCGCCCAGUGAGUAUGACCUGCAGCGGCAGCGCCAAGAGGAGUUCCAGACGCGCUACCGCAGUGACCCCAACCUGGCACGCUAUCCUGUUAAGCCACAGCCCUAUGAGGAGCAGAUGAGGAUGCAUGCUGAGGUGGGCCGCAUGAGACAUGAGCGCCGCCACAGUGACGUCUCCCUGGCUUACACGGAGCAGGACGACCCUGGGCCCAUUCGGCUGUCCCGACAGCAUCUCACCGAGCGCCGGCCGCCUAUGGUGGGACAGCGCUCCUACUCUGUUGACAGGUCUUCCCCAGGGCCCAUGGGUCCCAGCCUUGGAGGUCACAGAUCCUCCAACCACAGCCCCCCCACGCCGCACCGAAGCCCUGUGCUGGGUGACCGAUCCGGGGACCUGCGGAGAGGAGACAUGGGUGGAGAUCCAAUGAGGAGGCAGCAACACCAUUUGGACCCCAGUUCAGCUGUCCGCAAAACCAAGAGGGAGAAGAUGGAGAGCAUGUUGAGGAACGACUCUCUCAGCUCGGACCAGUCGGAGUCAGUGCGCCCGCCACCCCCCAAGCCCCAUAAAACCAAAAAGGGAGGGAAGAUGCGGCAGGUAUCACUGAGCAGCUCAGAGGAGGAGCUGGCCACUACACCGGAGUACACCAGCUGUGAGGAUGUGGAGAUAGAGAGUGAGUCAGUCAGUGAGAAAGGGGACAGUCAAAGGGGAAAAAGAAAAACUAUUGAGCAGGCAUUUAUGUCCGAGCCGACACACACCUUAUCUGAGAGGCAAAAGAAAAUGGUGCGCUUUGGGGGACACUCAUUUGAAGAGGACUUGGCAUGGUGUGAACCGCAGGUUAAAGACUCGGGAGUUGAUACGUGCAGUAGCACUACCCUAAACGAGGAGCAUAGCCAUAGUGAGAAGCACCCGGUGACGUGGCAGCCGUCCAAAGAUGGGGAUCGCCUAAUAGGGCGAAUUUUGCUCAACAAGCGAAUGAAAGAUGGAAGUGUGCCUCGAGACUCAGGAGCUCUGCUUGGUCUGAAGGUGGUGGGAGGCAAGAUGACAGAAUCUGGUAGACUUUGUGCUUUCAUCACUAAAGUGAGGAGAGGAAGUCUAGCAGACACUGUAGGACACCUCAGACCAGGUGACCAGGUUCUGGAGUGGAAUGGGAAGCUUUUACAAGGAGCCACAUUUAAAGAAGUUUACAAUAUCAUACUAGAAUCCAAGCCUGAGCCGCAGGUGGAGUUGGUGGUCUCACGGCCUAUAGGAGAUAUUCCAAGGAUACCAGACAGCACACAUGCACAACUGGAAUCAAGUUCGAGUUCUUUUGAGUCUCAGAAGAUGGAUCGUCCGUCCAUCUCCGUCACAUCCCCCAUGAGUCCCAGUAUGCUGAGGGACGCCCCCCAGUACCUGUCAGGACAGCUUUCAAGCCAAAGCCUUAGUAGAAGAACAACGCCUUUUACCCCUAGGGUCCAGGUCAAACUGUGGUAUGACAAAGUGGGCCAUCAACUAAUCGUCACCAUCCUGGGUGCAAAAGAUCUGCCCCCCAGGGAAGACGGCCGGCCCAGGAACCCUUACGUCAAAAUCUAUUUCCUCCCUGAUAGAAGUUUGAAUUAUUGUUCCUCCAGCGACAAAAGCAAGAGGAGAACAAAAACGGUAAAGAAAUCCUUAGAGCCCAAAUGGAACCAGACCUUUAUGUACUCGCCGGUGCACCGGCGGGAGUUUCGGGAGCGCAUGCUGGAGAUCACACUGUGGGACCAAGCCAGGUUGAGGGAGGAGGAGAGCGAAUUCCUGGGGGAGAUUCUGAUUGAGCUGGAGACGGCUCUCCUGGACGACGAGCCACACUGGUACAAGCUCCAAACACACGACGUAUCCUCCAUCCCCCUCCCACGUGCCUCCCCCAACACGCAGCGCAGGCAGCUCCACGGAGAGAGUCCAACCAGGCGGCUGCAGAGAUCCCAGAGGAUAAGUGACAGUGAGAUCUCAGACUACGAUUGUGAAGAUGGUGUUGGGGUAAUAACAGACUACCGGUCGAACGGCAGAGACUUCCAGAGCUCCACGUUGUCGGUCCCUGAGCAGGUGAUGUCAUCUAACCACUGCUCUCGGUCAGCUGAUAUAAACAGGGCACGGUCACGCUCUCCCAGCGUUCCCCCGCCCUCCAGCCGCAACCAUCGCAUACACCCCAUCUGCAGAGAGGAAGCAGUCAGGUUACUGCGUUCUACUAGGAUGGCCCGCGCCUAUUCUGAGGGUGCCUACUCCUCCGACUAUGACUUUGAGAGGAACCACGGAUCCAUGGAUAGACACGAGUAUCACAGCAGGUCCCGCUCUGCAGACCAGCGGCCCACUAUAGAGCGCCCCACCUCCCGCUCACGCUCCACUGAACGCCCCCACGACUCUUCGCUCAUGAGGUCCAUGCCGUCUCUGCCAUCUGGGAGGUCCGCCCCCCCCUCACCUGCCUUGACGAGGGCGCAUCCUCGUAGUGGAUCGGUCCAGACGAGUCCCACCAGUACCCCGAUGUCCAGCAGACGAGGAAGACAACUACCACAGCUUCCACACACAGGGAAGGAAAGAAAAGAUGGAGACGAAGGAACAGAGCCUUGUGAAGGUAUGGACAUGGAAGAGAGAACCAGGCAGAUGAAGCUGAAGAUGAACAAGUACAAGCAGGGAGCUGGCUCUGACUCCAGACUGGAGCAGGACUACCACAAGCGUUCAGGCAGAGAUCCACGGGGCUCCGACAACCUGUCGGCCAAGUCAUCGGACAGUGAUGUAAGCGACGUGUCCGCUGUGUCGAGAACUAGUAGCGCCUCUCGGUUCAGCAGCACGAGCUACAUGUCUGUCCAGUCCGAAAGGCCGCAAGGAAAUCGCAAGAUCCGGAGCCAGUCUCGGGAGGGGGAUGAGCAGUUAGGAGAGGUGCGAGAGGAGGAGAAGGCGAGAGGGGGAGGAGGAGGAGGAGAGGGAGGGAGAAGGGCCAGUAAAGAAGGGAGAUUACAGGAAGGGAGGAAAGGAGACGGGGGGAAUGUAGACACAGACAAGGAGCAUCGGGAGGAUUUGGUGGAGACAGAAGAGGACUUGCAUCAGAGGAGUGUCUCAGAGAUUGACCUCAGGCAAAUGGGCUCGACAGGCGGGAUGAACAUCACCAAGAGCACAAGCAUCAGUGGCGACAUGUGCAACCUGGAGAAGACGGACGGCAGCCAGUCGGACACGGCGGUUGGCACGGUAGGCACUGACGACAAGAAGAGGCGCUCCAGCAUUGGUGCCAAAAUGCAGGCCAUGGUUGGCAUGUCGCGCAAGAGCCGGAGCACCUCUCAGCUCAGCCAAACAGAAGCAGGAGGUAAGAAGUUGCGCAGCACUAUCCAGAGGAGUACAGAGACGGGCCUGGCGGUGGAGAUGAGGAGCAGAAUGACUCGGCAGGCCAGCCGGGAGUCCACUGACGGCAGCAUGAACAGCUACAGCUCCGAGGGAAAUCUCAUCUUCCCUGGUGUGCGGCUCUCCUCAGAAGCCCAGUUCAGUGACUUCCUUGAUGGUCUGGGUCCGGCCCAGCUGGUUGGACGUCAAACAUUGGCCACUCCACCUAUGGGUGACAUCCAGAUCGGCAUGGUGGAUAAGAAAGGAGCACUGGAGGUGGAGGUCAUCAGAGCCCGUGGCCUUGUGGGAAAACAAGGUUCCAAGUCACUGCCAGCACCGUAUGUAAAGGUCUACCUUUUGGAAAACGGAGUCUGCAUAGCCAAAAAGAAAACAAAAGUAGCAAGAAAAACCUUGGAUCCUCUUUACCAGCAGCCACUGCCGUUUGAGGAGAGUCCGGGAGGGAAGGUUUUACAGGUCAUCGUAUGGGGGGACUAUGGACGUAUGGACCAUAAAUCAUUCAUGGGAGCAGUUCAGAUACUGUUAGAUGAGCUGGACCUGUCCAACAUGGUGAUUGGCUGGUUCAAGCUCUUUCCUCCUUCCUCACUGGUGGACCCUACUCUGGCCCCACUGACAAGAAGAGCUUCCCAAUCCUCACUGGACAGUUUCUCUCGAUCAUAG